Molecule: messenger RNA, 1446 nt
Organism: Penaeus indicus
Lineage: Eukaryota; Metazoa; Arthropoda; Malacostraca; Decapoda; Penaeidae
Product: mucin-2-like
Exons: 3
Coding region: 1-1446 (481 amino acids)
Source: RefSeq, a predicted model, not a curated record
AUGGAGCUGCAAUUCACAUAUUACGAACCACACAUCACCACGGCCAUUGCUGUCCCCUACACCACCAACGCUCUGACGACUCGCACUCCGGCGGCCUCGAAUGCCCAGACCAUCACCACUACAAACCAACGCAUACCACUACAUUCACCACCACGGCUACUUCCAGCCUUCGCCACAGUCACCACCACAGCCACUACCACAGCUAGUACCACAGUCACCACCACGGCUACUACCACAGUCACCACCACGGCUACUACCACAGUCACCACCACGGCUACUACCACAGUCAUCACCACAGCUACUACCACAGUCACCACCACGGCUACUACCACAGUCACCACCACGGCUACUACCACAGUCACCACCACGGCUACUACCACAGUCACCACCACGGCUACUACCACAGUCACCACCACGGCUACUACCACAGUCAUCACCACAGCUACUACCACAGUCAUCACCACGGCUACUACCACAGUCACCACCACGGCUACUACCAGUCAUCACUACAGCUACUACCACAGUCACCACCACGGCUACUACCACAGUCAUCAACACAGUCACCGCCACAACCACAGUCAUCACCACAGCUAUUACCAGUCACUACCACAAUCAUGGCCACAGUCACCACCACAGUUAUCACUACAGUCUUCACCACAGUCACCACCACAGCCGCAACCACAAUCACCACCACGGCCACAACACCUAUUACCAUCAAAGCAACCACGACGUACCCAUUGCAAUCUCUCAACGCUGCCAACACUAAUCAGAUCUGCCCUCCAUGCCAACACCAUAUCCCCUGCAAUUCUAUCGGGGCUGCCAACACUACCCAAACCUACCCACCCUGCCAACACCAUAUCCCCUGCAAUUCUAUCGGAGCUGCCAACACUACCCAAACCUACCCACCCUGCCAACACCAUAUCCCCUGCAAUUCUAUCGGGGCUGCCAACACUACCCAAAUUUACUCACCCUGCCAACACCAUAUCCCCUGCAAUUCUAUCGGGGCUGCCAACACUACCCAAAUCUACCCACCCUGCCAGCACCAUAUCCCCUGCAAUUCUAGCGGAGCUGCCAACACUACCCAAAUCUACCCACCCUACCAGCACCAUAUCCCCUGCAAUUAUAUCGGGGCUGCCAACACUACCCAAAUCUACUCACCCUGCCAACACCAUAUCCCCUGCAAUUCUAUCGGGGCUGCCAACACUACCCAAAUCUACCCACCCUGCCAACACCAUAUCCCCUGCAAUUCUAUCGGGGCUGCCAACACUACCCAAAUCUACCAACCCUGCCAACAUCAGAUCUCAAAGCUCUUUCAGUGCUACCAACAUUACCGCCAAUAUAACCAACAUCAGCAAUUCUAGCAGGGUUGCCAACGCUCCCAACACAGCAACGGCCGCGUUCAUUUGCACACUUUGUAGACAAAGACUCGUUCAGCAGGCUUUGUGA